Messenger RNA from Chenopodium quinoa (quinoa), 1589 nucleotides. RefSeq names its product plant UBX domain-containing protein 1-like. Gene Ontology annotation, biological process: protein-containing complex disassembly. Lineage: Eukaryota; Viridiplantae; Streptophyta; Magnoliopsida; Caryophyllales; Amaranthaceae. The record is from RefSeq and is a predicted model, not a curated record. The coding region runs from base 511 to 1260 and encodes 249 amino acids. The transcript is spliced from 2 exons. Gene Ontology annotation, molecular function: ATPase binding.
UUUUGAAACAUAAACUUAUCUUAUCUAAAAUUACCUAAACUUAUAAGAUGUCAUUAAACUUAUUUUAGUUGUAAUUUAUAAUCGGUAUUUGACAACCUUAAUCAAAACUUUUUCUUAGAUCACCACAAUGGCCCAAAAAUAUCCUCUAGCCUGACAUAUCAGCCCAGCAGUUCAUUCAAUUUCCAACAUAAAAAAAAAAAUAAAAAAUCCAACAUUUAUCUCUCGUAUAUUUAGGGUUCUAGAGAAUAAAUUAAAAAAGGAAACUUGAUGAAGCUUUCUUAGGAAAUUCUUCCGAGUUAUCUAAACCUACAAGUAAACAGAGGAGAGAGAAAGAGAGAAUUAGGAAAGUAAAGUUCAUCAAUUCUUUAACAAUUCUUUAACAAUUCUUUCUACUUUCUUCAACCUAUGAUUCUUUGAUUAUUCUUCGAUUGAGCUAUUUAUCUCCCCAAUUGCCGAAUUCGAGUUCAUUUCAGAUCUUUCUUCAAACGAAAGGUUUUGCUCAUACGCUAAAUGAACUUUGAUUCACCCCUAGCUUGGAAACGCAGAAGACUGACCAACAUUGACCCAAUGGACGCAGAGGCAGCUAGAGCUAAGCUAGAAGCUGCAAAAGAAAAAUAUGGCAGGGAAAUUCAUGUCUUCGAAACUUCAACACAAUCAACAGCGUCUCAAUCACCACCUGAGGCAGCUAAUACUGAGGAAACAGAUGAUUUUUACGAGUUUACCGCUGCAGAUUACCAUCUCCUCUUGGCAACCAAGAAGGAAGACAAAUACUUGAAGACCAGAAAAAUUCGAGAAGCAGAGACAGCAGCCCGCAGGUCAAAGAUGACCAAAGCUGUAAUUCGGAUACGCUUUCCAGAUGGUCAUACUUUAGAGGCUACAUUUCAUCCAUCAGAGCCAUUACAGAGCAUCUUUGAUCUUUUGAAGAAAGUACUUGCAAGACCUGAACUUCCCCAUUAUUUGUAUACCACCCCACCAAAGAAGCAAAUAAAGGAUACCAGUCAAGACUUCUUUACUGCUGGUUUCAUUCCUGGUGCAAUUGUGCAUUUUUCAUACGACUUGCCAAAGGAUGAUGUAGCUAAUUCAGGUCCAUUUCUUCAAGAAGAUGUGAUGUCUCUGAAGGGCUUGGAGCGUGUACCAGAACCAAAGAAAGAACCCACCGAAUCAACUUCUGAGAAUGCAACUGUAAAUGAUCCACUUGCUGUUCCUGAGCGCAAACAAACCGACAAAAAAGCUAUUAAGCCAAAGUGGCUGAAGAUGUGACGGCUGACAUAUGUGAAGCUCUACGUAAUCCUUAGAUGAUUAAGUGGGAAGGUGCAUGAUCUGUAUUUCAUGGUUUUAAACAUCAGUCAAUUUAUAACUUUUUAAGUGUUAUACUUGUUUUUGUUGGUCUACUAUAAGCUUCAGUCAGUGAACAUUUAAUACAAGUAAUUUUUGUUGUUCAUGCUCUGAGCUUGUGGCUUGAUGUUGAAGUAUCAUGUAGCCGUCUGUUGCUAUGCAUCGUCUUCCUUGCUGUAAACACUUGUAGCACCAACGAAAGCAAUAAAAUUCAAUUGGACUUGAUCACAACCUGUAAUAUGACACAGGGAAUA